Oreochromis aureus is the source of this 3318-nucleotide messenger RNA. Its product is annotated as N(6)-adenine-specific methyltransferase METTL4-like. Lineage: Eukaryota; Metazoa; Chordata; Actinopteri; Cichliformes; Cichlidae. The transcript has 7 exons. The record is from RefSeq and is a predicted model, not a curated record. Gene Ontology annotation, molecular function: nucleic acid binding; site-specific DNA-methyltransferase (adenine-specific) activity; RNA methyltransferase activity. Gene Ontology annotation, cellular component: RNA N6-methyladenosine methyltransferase complex; nucleus; cytosol. The coding region runs from base 1 to 1059 and encodes 352 amino acids.
AUGUCCAUUUUUGAGACAUUACUAAAUAAUCUCUGUUAUGUGUCUGUUAUUCUGGAGGCAACCAAGUACUUGGUGGAUUCUGCACAACCGCUCGGCUAUCUGAAUGGACAGACAAACGUGGACAAAGAGCCUCUUCCUUCACAGGAGUGCAACCUCGCUGCUCUUUGUGAAAUGGCUAAAGAUCUCCCUCUGGUGGAGGAUGAGGAGCAGGAACGGGGCGCUCAGUUACUUGUUGGCGAGGAUGGCUGUACGUCUCACGUCGACUUGUUCUCUCAGGUGACAGAGAACAAGGCAAACUGGGCUACCGUGGUUACCCUGAUGGGAGAGGAGUAUGUAAUACCCCCACACACGGCUUUCCUGUUGUCUGAUUUCACGAGGAUACAGCCAUUAGUCCACUACGGAACAAGGUUCGACCUAAUCGUUAUGGAUCCACCAUGGGAAAACAAGUCUGUGAAAAGAAGUCGCAGAUACGGCUCGUUGCCCUCAUCCCAGCUAAAGCGGCUCCCUAUUCCCCUGCUGGCAUCUCCAAACUGUUUAGUGGUGACCUGGGUGACUAACCGGCCAAGCCACCUGCGUUUUGUCCGUGAUGAGCUGUAUCCACAUUGGGGCGUAGAAGUUGUGGCUGAAUGGUUCUGGGUCAAGGUCACCACAUUUGGGCAAUUUGUGUUUCCGCUAGACUCACCACACAAGAAACCGUAUGAAGUCUUGGUCCUGGGCCGAUAUCGUUGCUCUGCUGAUAUCUCAGAGAGCCCCUCAGAGACAUCAGAGGUGCCUGUGGAGGAUCAGCGUUUGAUUGUCAGUGUCCCAUCAGCUCUGCACUCUCAGAAGCCUUCGCUGUCAGAGGUGCUGAAGCCAUACAUUGGAGCUGAAGCCAAGUGCUUGGAGCUGUUUGCAAGAAGUCUUCAACCAGGAUGGACCAGUUGGGGCAAUGAAGUGCUCAAAUUUCAGCAUGUUAGAUAUUUCAAUUUGACACCUGUAGAUGAAAAAGCAGAAGUUGAAGAUGACCGCACAGCCAAAGAAAAACAAGCACAAGGGUUCGAUUCACCUGGGAAAACCUGACCUCCUGACCGGUGUCCCUCCACUGUGAGCCUGUGACUGACCUCUGACACCUGUUAGAUCAGCAAUUCAGUUUGUAUUUAACGGUGAUUCAGCGCCAAAAUGUUUCUCUACCAGUUUCUUUUGAUCUGUGCUCUUCAUGCAUGUGGGACCUUUGAUUUCUUUUUUUGGUCUGGGUGCAUUUUUAAGGUAGUGAAACACAAGUCUGAUGAGGCGGCUGGAGAGAUGAAAGUGCAUUUCAGUGCAGCUGUUUUGAACCCAGCUUCCCACGCUGCAAUCAGAUAAACAACACUCAAGUGGGGUUUUUUUGGUUUUUUUAUUUGCCUUUUUAGUAAUGUUUGGCACAUUGUGUGUCUUAAGGAUGAUCAAAGUAUUUCUAUUUUUACUUAUUUUAUGCUGUUUUGAGCUGAAUUUCAAAGAAGAAACACUUUCAUAGUGAAUGCAUGCUGGGUUGCUUAUCCUUUAAAGUUUUUUACUUGAACAAGCCACUGAUGUCUCCUUCACUCUGCCUUUUGUCCUGUCAAGGGCACCGGGUUCUGUCAUUGGAUCAUUUGUUCCUGAAUUCGUCCUCAUUUUUCAAUGAAAGAUGAACUUGUCCCAUGUCACACUUCUAACCAGCUAACCUGCCUUUUCCUGUUGACUCUCUAAUGAGUCUGUUGGUGUCUGCAUUUGGAUGAACGCCGCUGCCUUUGAGACAGAUCGGGAUGAGUUAUGGCCACUGCAGCGACGUACACAUCACAGCUAAUGAAGCCAGACCCUGUCUUCUGCAGGAUUACGUAUACAUCAUCUUGUCAAGUUCUCUACCUUUGUGUCUAUAACACACAUGGGCACAUUACUGUAUUCCUUACACUAUAUGUCACAGUGGCAUCAUCCAUUUAUUUGUGAAGUCCUGUUUUGUGGAUCUUAACAUUUUAAUAGAUUGAGUAAUAGAAGUGAGCAUAUUUGGAUAUUUGCAUAUUUGAAUAAGAGGGUUAAGUGCUGAUUCUGAAGAUGGGAUGAAUCGAUUAACCAUAGAGACCAAAGCCAGUUUUUAUAUUACGUUGUUAAAGUGCCUAUUUACCUGGUAAAGUUGGGCAUUUAAGGUUUUGCACAACGUGGGAUUAUAUGGGAAUUGACUUACUUUUGGUCCAUGAACAGAUAGAAAACAUAGAAGUAGCUUCCAGAUCUGAAAAGUGAUGUCAGCAUCGAAAUGCUUUGACCCUGUUUUCACAUCCACAAUGGGGGUGAAUCCUCAAAGGUGUUGAACUCCAGGCCUCGAGAGCCGGUGUCCUGCAGGUUUUAGAUGUGUCCUUGAUCCAAGACAGCUGAUUUAAAUGGCUAAAUGACCUCCUCAACAUGUCUCGAAGUUCUCCAGAAGCCUGGUAAUGAACUAAUCAUUUGAUUUAGGUUUGUUGACCCAGGGUGAUAUCUACCUGCAGGACACCGGCCCUUGAGGCCUGGAGUUCGACACCCUGCUCUAGCUGGUUCUGGUCCUAUAGAAAUCUAUGGAAAAAACAGCCCUCUUUCCUCAGUGAACUCUUUGCUCAUGACUUUAUAAGUUCAGUUACUCCUUUCAGGUCUUAGUCAAAAAAUAUUAACCAAUUAACAUUUUGCACAUUUUGGUCGUUCUAAGCAUGACAAAGGAAGAUUAUCCCGGAUCUGCUCAUUAGAUAACAAGUUGUUUACCAAUGGCCAUGCAGUUUCACAGUCAGAUUAACCGCUCACUUGUCAUACCUGGUUUCAAAUCCCUAAAAUGGCGAUAUGAGAAUCCCACCGCUCAAAGAUCAGUGACGGGACUUUACAAAUCAAAGCGUGGCUGCAGCCAUCUUUUAAACUCUGUGUGUUUUAGAGCCAGUCUCUUGUGGUCAUUGGAGGAACUACAGUUUUUGGGACUUUUUUUAAGGUGUUACUCAAAAUAAGUAAAGCUGUUUAACAUUACACAUGUUGCACAUGUAACCAGAAGGUCCAUAUUAAUAUACCUUUUAACUCCUGCCACUGUUGAAAGAUGUAAAUUUUCUGUUACUACCUUUGUGUGUCUUAAACUAAGCAUUUUUUUAAAACUUGAAUUGAGAACAUGCUGACAUACUGCUUUCUUUUUUCUUAACACUGUUUGCUGACCUGUUGACAGUAGAGGUUGGUGGAUCGAUCCAAAUAUCGAUAGUUUAAAUACCAACGUUGAUAUUGGUAUCAGAUCGAUGCUAGCGCAAUAGGAUCGAUACUGUGUUUCUAUCCCUAAAGUUUAGUAUGUAGCCCAUGAACUGUGAUAAAUAAAUGCAUUUUGUU